Messenger RNA from Gigantopelta aegis, 988 nucleotides. RefSeq lists its product as uncharacterized. NCBI's taxonomy places the organism in Eukaryota, Metazoa, Mollusca, Gastropoda, Neomphalida, Peltospiridae. Bases 10 to 876 code for a protein of 288 amino acids. The transcript has 2 exons. The record is from RefSeq and is a predicted model, not a curated record.
GGUAGUGAGAUGACGUCAUAUCAAGCGGUCUUAAGCGUGAGGUUUUUUUUGGAAAAAAAAAAUUUAAGAGUAAUAAUUAUAAUGGAUGUCUUUGCUUCAUCGUCCGUGUCCAGACUGUACAUCUGGCGAGGGUUGGUUGGUAGCCACAUGUUCGGACCAGGUCAAGAUAAAAGAAAGCAGCAAAUGAAUGAGGUAGAUGAGCUACUGAAAGCCGAAUCCAUCCUGAGAACAAGGAGAGGGAGCCGGUUACCCAAGCUGUGUCAGAAGACGCGCACACUGCGAGUUCGGUGCCGCGCUCCAGAAGUAGGCACCGCGAGCCUCAGACCGCCAUUAUUCACCAGAUCUAUCCCAGCUCCUGCUCCGCGACCACCAUCACCAUCACCAUCUGCUGCCCCACCUCCAGUAGAGACAGACUCGAAGAUCGAGCAGACACUGGAACCGUCCAAAUCGUUCGUCCAGCCGGCUUCAGAAACAUCGCUGAGUCUCCUGCGACGACCGACGGGCAGCCGGUACUCCCCGUGCACCCUGGACAGCUGGCAGUUCCGCAAGGUGCUCAGGUCCUACUCGCUGAGGCAGAUCGGGAACGUCGACUGGACGAAGUGUAUGACUUUUUACGAGGAGCAUUUCCCGCUGCUGCUGGAGACCUUGUACACGGACCACGCUCGCGUUAUUCGAGACAACCUGGCUCUGAUGUUUCGAAAUCGAUGCCGAGAUGUUAAUCUCAAACUUAAGAAACUUGAUUCGCGUCUGGAUAAUAUACAACGACAGUACGAACGCAACAACGAAGACUUUUUAACCGAACUGAGAAAGCAACCGUUUGAUCCUAGAGAGUGGCCUUGGAAUUUAGAAGAAUACUGUGUGGCGAAAGACUACUAAUUAUUGUUUAACCCAGUUAAUAUUUUUUUUUUUUUGAAACAUAUAUUUUAGGUAAACUAUUUUAUUAUAAAGUAAAUACAAAUUUGUAAUAAAAUUUUAUUCAUUUAUUUAA